Molecule: messenger RNA, 1035 nt
Organism: Entamoeba invadens IP1
Lineage: Eukaryota; Evosea; Mastigamoebida; Endamoebidae
Product: DNA mismatch repair protein mutS, putative
Exons: 1
Biological process (GO): chiasma assembly; mismatch repair
Cellular component (GO): nucleus
Molecular function (GO): ATP binding; mismatched DNA binding; ATP-dependent DNA damage sensor activity
Source: RefSeq, a predicted model, not a curated record
GAUGAAAAAAUAGGGGACAUCGACCAACAAAUCAAAGACGCAAAAACACAAAUCGUUGAUGAUCUCUGUUUAAUCCUCAACGAGAAUAAUGGCCAAUACAUUGCACUUAGUCUGCUCUUGAAUGAAUUCGACGUUCUGUUGACGUUUGUUACGUGCAAUUGGCUUUAUGGCUGGAAUCUCCCGACGAUAACCACUGCUGCAAGUCCGCUUAUUAUUACACAAGGAAGAAACCCAAUUGUUGAACUUGUCUCAGACUCUUUUGUGCCAAAUGACACCAAGGUCGACAACGUUCCAGUGCAAAUAAUUACUGGUCCAAAUUGCAGCGGGAAGAGUGUCUAUCUCCGCCAGGUUGGGAUGAACGUUUAUUUGGGGCUUCUUGGGUGUGGAAUUGCUGCUCAAUAUGGUGAAAUUCCGUUGAUCAAACGCAUUUUGACGCGGAUAACAACAAAGGAGUCAACCAAAAGCUGUUUGUCUGCAUUUACAACCGACUGUUCCCAGAUGAGUGAAGGUCUCAGAACUGUGGACAACGAGUGUUUGUUCCUGAUCGAUGAGUUUGGAAAGGGCACCGACCCUUCGGAUGGGUUUGCUUUGUUUUCAGCCACCGUCAAAUACCUCCAAAAGUUGAGAACGAAGGCGCCAAAAACACUGAUCGCGACACACUUCAUAACAGUUUUCCAGGAGAUUGAAAGAGACUGGUGCGUGCCACUUAUGAUGGACACAAAAACUGACCACACAAACGACACAAUCCAGUUUUUGUACAAACUUGUGCCUGGUAUAACGACCGCGGCGUAUGGCAUUGAGUGCGCAAAGAUUGCUGGGUUGCCUCAAAACAUUGUUGACAGGGCGUUUAGCGUUUGUAAAUGUCUUCAGGAAGACAAGUCGAUUGUUCCGCUUUCGACAAAGGUUGACGCAGAAAAGUACUACGACAGUUUGAUUUCGAAGUUUAUCGAAUUUGACACUGAGAAAGGAGACAUCACAGAAUUUCUCACAACCAUUCGUAAGGUCACGAAUCGUGUCUAUGGCGGGAAGUCCUGA